AUGGUGAGUCACACUGAUUGAUCGGUACCGACGCGCUCUGCUGCGCUCCGGUGUGUAUACGCUGUCUGACAGUUCUGGUUGAUACGCACAUGCAGGAGCAACAAUCCUCAGCUCCACCUUGGGUGCGGUCCCUUGUCGAGUUCUUGCGCAGCAGCUCGACGGGGCCGAAGACCAAAGUCGGUCUUCUGAACGGACAGCGUAAAGAUCAUUUCAAAGGUAGCGGAGCCAUUAAAUCCCUCUUAUCUCCCGCCUACGUCAAGGCCCAAGCAAAGAAAGGCAGCGUGUUGCCAAAGAUCGAGAAUGAGGACCAAGCGGCUGAAGCUUUGCACAAUGUUAUUCCGUACGCUUUCUUCUUGAGGGUGGACAGGGCCACGGAAGGUGGAAAGGAACGUCCGAUCCAGAUCAAUCAGAUGCAAAUGUUCAAAAGCGAUCUGGUAAGUACGUCGAGGUCUGAAGCUGGAUCUAGCAAUUCUGCAGCUUCUUGUCUGUCAGCCUUCCCACUCGGUCGCUCUUGCAGCGGAGACUGGUAUGGCGCCAAACCCCAUUUCACAGGCGCAGGAAGUUAUUUGCUGACGCCCCUCUCAACGCGUCUUUGCGCAGUACUACGUCUGGCUAUACGAUGGCUCGCAGCUCUUGAUGCAACUGGCAGGUUUCGGAAUGAUCCUACUGAUGCUGGCUGGUGUCAUGUUCCCCCUUUGGCCCGCCAGUCUUCGAGUAGGGGUAUGGUACCUGUCCAUCGGAGUUCUGGGGCUCAUCGGAGCUUUCUUUGGACUGGCCAUCGUCAGACUCAUCCUUUGGGGCAUCUCCAAGGUCGUGCUCAGUCCAGGUAUAUGGCUGUUUCCCAAUUUGUUCGAGGAUGUCGGCUUUGUGAGUGGGGUGCUGCGGGUAAAGGCAAGCGAUCCGAGCCGGUCAUAGGUGGGCGACUUGAUGGCUCAGACGCAAGACUCCGCGGGAAAACUGCCAGCUUCCGAUGGAAUGGUCAGCUCACGCGCUCCCUGCACCAUAUCUCAGGUGGACUCCUUCAUUCCUCUGUGGGCAUGGGAUCUGCCUCCUGCCCCAAAGAAGGUCGGCAAAAAGAAGCGCGCGCCCGCGAUCGAAGCUUCAGAUGGGGAAGCAAUUCGAAACAAAGUCGAGGGCGGAAAGGGAGCAGGGUCCAAGCAACAAGCUGUCGCUGUGAGUACUUGCAUGCUGUCGAAAGAGGCCAUCAACUCUGCCAGGUUGGCGGCCAUCGCCGCGCGCGACUGGCGGCAGGAUGGUGAUCGGCCAAGAGAAGACUGUUGACCACUGCGCAUUGAACUCGCUCGCGCAGAACCUGCCGGGACAAGAUUCCGGCCCGGCCAAACCGCAACUGUCAGCUGCUCAAGCUGCAGGCGAUUCUGCUCCAGCACAGCAGUCCAAGAGCACCGAUGGCAAAGGCGGCAAUGUGAAGAAGAUCCAGAAGGCGAGCGAUAAUCUAGCUGGUCUGGACUAA
This is a messenger RNA of Ceraceosorus bombacis, 1471 nucleotides long. Lineage: Eukaryota; Fungi; Basidiomycota; Exobasidiomycetes; Ceraceosorales; Ceraceosoraceae. The record is from the annotation of a GenBank genome assembly.